Messenger RNA from Impatiens glandulifera, 1749 nucleotides. Its product is annotated as NF-kappa-B-activating protein-like. Bases 61 to 1515 code for a protein of 484 amino acids. Gene Ontology annotation, biological process: regulation of gene expression. The record is from RefSeq and is a predicted model, not a curated record. Lineage: Eukaryota; Viridiplantae; Streptophyta; Magnoliopsida; Ericales; Balsaminaceae. Gene Ontology annotation, cellular component: nucleus. The transcript has a single exon. Gene Ontology annotation, molecular function: chromatin binding.
GAGGAAAGGUUAAAUCUGAGAGACCCUUGGUUGGUGCUACUUGCGGCGAAGAUUAUCGCGAUGGGGAGACCAGCCUCCGCUGUUGUAAUUCCAGACAGACGGCACGAUGGCCAUGUAAAUGGCCGCUAUUCGCCUGAAUCCAACACUUCACGGGACCUCUACCGUCAACGUGGCCGCCGAAAUCGAAGCCCUAGCAGGAGCCGCAGCCCUAGCCCUAGUCGGAGAAGGGGUCGAAGUACCAGGUAUGAUGACUCUCCUGACCGUCGCGGUUAUCGUCGUGGUUCACCUGAUUACUCUGGACGAAGUCCUAGGCCAGAACCAAUAAGAUCAGAUAGAGAAUUAGGUUAUAAUGACCGUAGAAAACGCAGUACGCAGCAGUAUCUGGAUCGUGAUUAUCGCGACGAACCCGCCAACGAGGAGGAAUCGGAUGAGGAAUUGAAAGGUUUGAGCUUUGAAGAAUUCCGGAGAAUGAAGCGCCAAAAAUUGAGGAAGAAUUUCUUGACAAAGAGUUUUAUAUGGAAUUGCACGCCUAGCCCUCCCAGAGGGGAUAACGAUUUGUAUGAAGAACAGGAGGAAAUCACUGAGAAGCAUGAGGAGAAAGAGAAAGGAACUAAGAAGGAGAAGAACUCAUCAGCCAAUGAAUCUUCUGAAUCAGAGGAUUCUGAGUCACAAGUUUCUCAAUCUGAAUCAGAUGAUUCCCGUUCAAGGAAGAGGAGAACCUCGAGCAGAAAGAGUAGAAGGCGGAAAUCAGAGUCAGAAGACACUGAUAGUGAUUCAGACAAGUCAAGUGAUGACACUGAAGAAGAUAGAAGGAGGAGGAGGAAGAAGAGGAAGAUGAGCAGAAGAAGUGGGAAACGGAGCAAGCGCAGUAAAAGUAGCAGUAAAAAGAGAAGUAGUAAGAGGAGGAGUGACAAUGAUUCACAUGGAAGUGAAAGUGAGAAAUCUGAUGCUAGUGAAUCUUCAGAAGGUCUCACUAAUACAAAGAAAUCUGAAGCUGAGACAAAGGAAGACAUAUCUUUAGUGCAGGAUGAAAUGAACAAUGAGAUGACCGAGGAACUAUUAAAAUUUAAGGAAAUGAUGGAAUCCCGGAAAAAAGCUAGCUUGGAUGAUGACGCACCUGUGGGGCCUCAGCCUCUACCUAGGGCUGAAGGACAUAUAAGUUACGGAGGAGCGCUUCGGCCUGGUGAAGGUGAUGCCAUUGCACAAUAUGUUCAACAGGGAAAGCGUAUUCCAAGAAGAGGUGAAGUGGGUCUUUCUGCUGAGGAGAUUCAGAAAUUUGAGACACUUGGUUAUGUGAUGAGUGGUAGCAGGCACCAAAGGAUGAAUGCCAUUCGUAUCAGGAAGGAAAACCAGGUUUACAGUGCAGAAGAUAAACGUGCUCUGGCCAUGUUCAAUUACGAGGAAAAAGCAAAGCGCGAGCAGAAGGUUAUGGUGGACUUAAAGAGGCUUGUGGAUCGUCAUAUUGGGGAGGACACUGGUCCUUCUCAUGACCCUUUCGGCGGUGGGGAUGCUUGAUAAUCAUGCAUUUUGGUAAUCAAAAAAUUAAAAGAUAAAAAUCUGAUUUUGUUUUCUUUAUAUUUGCAUUCAUUUUGAGAGUUGUCUGUGCUGCUGAAUUUAGGAUGGCUAAUCUGCUACAGUGAUGCAUCUUUUAUUAAACUCUGAAUUGUUUGUUUUAUUAAUAUUAUGCUGAAAUAUGUGUUAAUGGGUAUUGCACAAUUGAUCAUAGUUAUUCAUGAUUUUUUAGUAGUA